GCUUACUAUUUAAAGGAAAUGACGUCAUUGUCAAAGAGAUUCCAAGAUGGCUUCCCUGUUUGGAGCGAACGCUUUCUCAACACCAGUAGGGCAGAGAAUAGAGAAAGCCACCGAUGGAAACCUUCCAUCUGAAGAUUGGGCGGCGAAUAUUGAAAUUUGCGACGUUAUCAAUGAAACGGAAGAAGGGCCAAAAGAUGCUGCCAAAGCUAUAAGGAAGAGAUUAUCAGGAAAUAAGAACUUCAAGAGUGUUCUGUUGACUUUGACGGUGCUUGAGACUUGUGUGAAAAAUUGUGGCCAUAGAUUCCACGUACUUCUUGCCAAGAAGGAAUUGCUAGAUGAACUUGUGAAAGUGUUAAAUCCAAAGAGUAACCCUCCACAAGUUGUUCAGGAUAAAAUUCUAUCUCUGAUUCAAGACUGGGCUGAUGCGUUCCGUGGGUCACCUGAACUAUCUUAUGUGCUGGAGACUUAUGAAUCUCUCAGAGCACAAGGUGUGGAAUUUCCUGCCAAAAACUUAGAUACACUGUCUCCAAUCUACACACCACAAAGGACACAACCAGAGAGACCACCAACAGCCACAGCACCAUCCAGGCCACCUCCAUCUCAGACUCCAGUGGUUCAUCCACAGGGCGUCCAACCUGUCCCUGCAGUGCAGGCACCCAGUGGCCCUGUGGUACCUACACCUGAACAGCUUGGAAAAAUACGAUCUGAGCUUGACAUUGUACAUGGAAACAUCACUGUCAUGUCUGAAAUGUUGACAGAAAUGACACCUGGUCAAGAGGAAGCAGGAGAUUUGCAGCUAUUACAGGAAUUGAACAGAACAUGUCGCGCCAUGCAGCAGCGGGUUUUAGAGCUGAUUGAAAGGGUAGCAAACGAAGAAGUUGUAGGUUUGCUUUUAAGUGUUAAUGAUGAUCUUAAUAAUGUGUUCAUUCGUUAUGACCGCUAUGAGAGAUUCAGGCAAGUGACAACUCAGCAAAGUGAACCAUCAGAAGCUCCGCCAGAACCCCCACGACCUGCUGCUGUGGAGCCAUUACCAACAGAAACUGGAAGGAUGACAACAGCCUGGCCAGAAAAUGCAGCAAGGGUAACACCAAAACAGUAUCAUCUGCUGAGUGACAGUGAUCUGCCAGCCCCUCAUGCAGCAGCAGAUCAGGUUACCUCUCAGACUCCAGGUACAGUGGACAUAGCUCAGCCAGUGCCACCAGCACCAGCACCAGCUCCAGCUCCAGCACCACCCGCCGGUACUGGAGAUUCAUUAAUCAGUUUUGACGAUGACCAGGUUACUCCUUCCCAGGCUCCCUCAGUCAAUGCCAUGACCUCUCAGAUGCAAGCUAUGAACGUUGGACCUAGCCCUACUGACCAAGAUGAUGAAUUUGACAUGUUUGCCCAGUCAAGAAAAAGCACAUUUGAUGAGAGUAGAAAAGGUGGAUCUUCGUACACUGAUAAUCUGCAGCCAUUUGAUCGCACAAUNAACAGGCCAAUGCAGAAGCCGCUGCUGCCCAAGUUCGACCAGUUCCUUGCGGAUCGUGCAGCAGCAGGCGGUCAGCGGACCGGUAGUGUAAAGUCAGGAGCCAGCCGGCCAAGACAGAGACAGAUGCAGAUGGAAAACCAAGCUGAUGACGAAAUUCUUGUUAAUGCUUCUCUAGAUUUUCUUCUAACUCCGGAUUUUUGUCUUUUUUUUUUAUUUAAACAGACAGAAGAACGAAGCCCAAUGGAUGAUAUUGAGUCAUGGCUUAACGUCACAGAAACUGAUGUGGCCAAUGCAGAAGCCGCUGCUGCCCAGCAGGCCGCAAAUGGAGACACACUAACUUCUUCAGAGUUCGACCAGUUCCUUGCGGAUCGUGCAGCAGCAGGCGGUCAGCGGACCGGUAGUGUAAAGUCAGGAGCCAGCCGGCCAAGACAGAGACAGAUGCAGAUGGAAAACCAAGCUGAUGACGAAAUGUUUGGUUUAUGAUUCACCUGUACAAACACUUUUUUCUUUCAAACUUUGAAACCUUGGUUUUGGAAAUGUCUCCUUUUAACGGGUCCCGCAAUCAGAUUGUGGAUGCCUGUUGCGUGACGUUUUUUUAGUUAUUGACAGUAAUGGAGUUUCUACAGCAACAGCUCUUUCGCAGCCGUCUAAGGAACGUCAUGCAGCACUUCAUUUAGUGACGUCACGCAACGGUUCAACAUUGCGUCACACAGCGUUUCGUUUCGUUACGACAUCAGAUACGACUGCGAAAGAGAACUGCAAGAAUUGUUAAAAUGUAGGGCCAGUGAACGGCGGAGGCGCACCAGUCAUUUAAUGUAGCUUGUGCAUGAAUCAGUUGCAAUUGUAUUCUAAAGUAAUAACGUUAUUCAUUAUUGAAAUUUUGAUCAAAAUCA
This is a messenger RNA of Orbicella faveolata, 2361 nucleotides long. RefSeq names its product TOM1-like protein 2. NCBI's taxonomy places the organism in Eukaryota, Metazoa, Cnidaria, Anthozoa, Scleractinia, Merulinidae. Gene Ontology annotation, molecular function: phosphatidylinositol binding; clathrin binding; ubiquitin binding. The record is from RefSeq and is a predicted model, not a curated record. Gene Ontology annotation, biological process: signal transduction. Gene Ontology annotation, cellular component: membrane; endosome.